Messenger RNA from Gongylonema pulchrum, 489 nucleotides. The record is from the annotation of a GenBank genome assembly. NCBI's taxonomy places the organism in Eukaryota, Metazoa, Nematoda, Chromadorea, Rhabditida, Gongylonematidae.
AUGAGGAAUCAUCAUUCUUCGCCAUUUUUUUCAAAGGAUGAGCCACCGGAAAAAGACUUGAAUAGAUCAUGCUCAUAUCGUCUUUUUUACGGCACCAAUGCAUGGUGUGUCUUUAUCGAGCUUCAUCAUUUGUUAUGCUCACGUCUGGCAACAUUCAAGAAGAAACAUCAGGAACUCAUUGCAAAUCAUGAGGUGGAAGAACGCUUACACUUGAAGCGCCAGGAAAUCAUAGAACGCGCGUAUGCAGAGAGAGGAACGGAUUUGACGAAAUCUACAGGAAGGAAUUUCUCGCAGCAUCUGAAUCCGGAUAUUUCUAGCCCCAAAAACUACUACACUUGCUUGAUCAAAGCGCUAAAACAACGUCUGGAUGGCACCGUUGACAAUGAUGCUUUCGAGGAGAUCGUUAGGGCAUUAUUCGGAGCCAGUGCUUAUCUCUCAUUUACAAUGGAUGCAAUUAUUAUGGUUAUUAUACGACAGCUGCAACAUUUG